Messenger RNA from Phaeoacremonium minimum UCRPA7, 1224 nucleotides. RefSeq names its product putative nucleosome assembly protein. Gene Ontology annotation, cellular component: nucleus; chromatin. Lineage: Eukaryota; Fungi; Ascomycota; Sordariomycetes; Togniniales; Togniniaceae. Gene Ontology annotation, biological process: nucleosome assembly. The record is from RefSeq and is a predicted model, not a curated record. The transcript has 5 exons. The coding region runs from base 1 to 1224 and encodes 407 amino acids. Gene Ontology annotation, molecular function: histone binding; chromatin binding.
AUGGCCGAACCCAUCAGAAACAAGCGGGCAGACCUCCCCACCGCUCCCACCCCUCAGAACACUCCUGCCUCCAAUGCUCCCAUCUCGUCGCACGCCCAGCAGCCCGGCGUUGCUAGCAUCAAGGAAGAGGACCUGGACCGUGCCGCCGCCGCAUCCAUCUUCGCCCAGAACCCCAAGCUCGUCCAGAUGAUCCAGGGCCGACUUGGCACCCUGGUCGGCCGCUCAUCCGGCUACAUCGAGUCUCUUCCCACCCAAGUCAAGAAGCGUGUCUCUGGCCUGAAGGGCAUCCAGAAGGAGCACUCCAAGCUCGAGGCCGAGUUCCAGGAGGAGGUCCUCCAGCUCGAGAAGAAGUACUUCGCCAAGUUCACGCCUCUGUAUGAGAAGCGCAAGGAGAUUGUGAACGGCGCGACCGAGCCAUCCGAGGCCGAGAUCCAGGCCGGCGAGGAGGAUGAUGAGGAGGACGAGGAGGCUGAGGAGGCUGCCGCCACGAAGGAGGAGAAGCCUGCCGAGUCCACCGAGCCCGUCUCUGGUAUCCCCGAGUUCUGGCUCUCCGCGAUGAAGAACCAGAUCUCCCUCGCUGAGAUGAUCACCGACCGUGAUGAGGGUGCCUUGAAGCACCUCACCGACAUUCGCAUGGAGUACCUUGACAAGCCUGGUUUCCGAUUGAUCUUCGAGUUCUCUGAGAACGAGUUCUUCACCAACAAGACCAUCACCAAGACUUACUUCUAUCAGAAUGAGAGCGGCUACGGUGGCGACUUCAUCUACGACCACGCUGAGGGCGACAAGAUCGACUGGAAGUCCGGUCACGAUCUGACUGUCCGAAUUGAGCAGAAGAAGCAGCGCAACAAGAACACUAAGCAGACGCGUAUCGUCAAGAAGACGGUCCCGACCGAGUCAUUCUUCAACUUCUUCUCUCCCCCCACCGCCCCGACUGAGGACGACGAGGAUGAUGCCGCCUCUGACAUUGAGGAGCGUCUCGAGCUAGACUACCAGCUCGGCGAGGACAUCAAGGAGAAGCUCAUUCCCCGUGCGAUCGAUUGGUUCACCGGUGAGGCUCUGGCCUUUGAGGAGAUAGACGAGGAUGAUCUGGAGGAGGACUUCGACGAGGAUGACGACGAGGAUGAUGACCUCAGCGAGGACCGGGACGAUGACGAGGAGUCUGAGGAGGAUGAUGACGAUGCCUCCAAGCCGAAACAGGAGGCUGCCGAGUGCAAGCAGAGCUAG